Molecule: messenger RNA, 951 nt
Organism: Biomphalaria glabrata
Lineage: Eukaryota; Metazoa; Mollusca; Gastropoda; Planorbidae
Product: mitogen-activated protein kinase kinase kinase A-like
Exons: 8
Coding region: 1-951 (316 amino acids)
Biological process (GO): protein phosphorylation
Molecular function (GO): ATP binding; protein kinase activity
Source: RefSeq, a predicted model, not a curated record
AUGCCUUCUUGCGAACGCAUAGUUUCAUAUUAUGGAUUUUUGGAAUUGGAAUUUAAGAGUUUCAUUUUCAUGGAAUACAUCGAAGAAGGAUCCCUAAGGAAGUAUAUGUCUACCAAUGGUCGACUAAACAUUGAUAUGAUUAAACAUUUUACAAGACAAAUACUUCAAGGCGUUCAAUACCUUCAUGGAUUAGAAUGUGUCCAUAGAGAUAUAAAACCCGAAAAUGUACUCAUAAAAAGCAAAAACAUUAAACUGGCAGACUUUGGAUUAGCAAGGUUUUUUGAGGAGAUUUCCAAAACAUAUACUGCAUUUACUGGAACAAUAAGAUAUAUGGCCCCUGAAGUAUUUGAAAAGGGCAAGAGCAAUUCCAAGUCUGUGGAUAUAUGGGCGACUGGUUUUGUUGUUUUGGAAAUGACUACUUGUGAUAUUCCCUUUUCUAAAAUAGAAAAAUUUCCUUUACAAGGACUUAUGAGCAGGGACAGUCUUACACCACUUGAUAAGCAGUACUUGGAUGCAGAAUUACCCAAAGAGACAGAAAACUUUCUUUCUAAACUAUUCACAUUCGAUGCUAAAAAGAGGCCAACAGCAUCAAUUCUUUUGAAGGAUACAUUUCUAAAUGUUUUAAUGAAAGAACACAUGGGAACUCAAACAAGCGCUGAUUGUGCAGAUGGAAAUUCGCAAAUUAUUUCAUCAGAAGAUAUUGAAGAGCCAAGUACUUCAUCUAAUAAUGAAACCAUCGGAUCGCAAAAGAGAAUAGAGCAAGGAGACUUUCCAAAACAAAUAAAACACAAGUUUACACAAACAAUAGACAGCCAUGCUGCUACAAAAAGAAAGUUGACAACGCCAACAACUUCUAUUACUAAGAACCAUAUAGAAGAGAUGACAAAAAACAGCAACACAAUUAUUCUUAUAGGCAGGCAGAGUGAUUUAUUUAGCCACAUUCUUACUUGA